Molecule: messenger RNA, 5144 nt
Organism: Anoplopoma fimbria (sablefish)
Lineage: Eukaryota; Metazoa; Chordata; Actinopteri; Perciformes; Anoplopomatidae
Gene: arfgap1
Product: ADP-ribosylation factor GTPase activating protein 1
Exons: 13
Coding region: 216-1463 (415 amino acids)
Biological process (GO): regulation of ARF protein signal transduction; regulation of endocytosis
Cellular component (GO): Golgi membrane
Molecular function (GO): GTPase activator activity
Source: RefSeq, a predicted model, not a curated record
ACGGACUCCCAUGAUGCAUUGCACUGCCAACGUAUGCAAACAGGAACAUGGCUACCGGUGCUUAACAUCAGCAGCCCGUCGUUACAACACACUCCUGUUGAACACAGUCUGUGAUAUCACAUAGAGACAGACGGGUGGAGGUUACAGGUGGAGCAGCAGCCUUGUGAAAGCAGCGGGUAGUCGUAGUUCAUCAUCACAGACAGUGUGGGGUCAACAUGGCGAGUCCAAGGACCAGAAGAGUUCUGAAGGAAGUGAGAACCCAAGACGAGAAUAAUCUAUGUUUCGAGUGUGGCGCUUUUAACCCUCAAUGGGUCAGUGUGACCUAUGGGAUUUGGAUUUGUCUUGAGUGCUCUGGCAGGCACAGGGGCCUGGGAGUACAUCUCAGUUUUGUGCGCUCUGUCACCAUGGACAAGUGGAAAGAUAUUGAGCUUGAGAAGAUGAAAGCGGGAGGAAAUGGAAAAUUCCGUCUAUUUCUUGAAGUCCAAGAUGAUUAUGAUCCCACCUGGACGUUACAGGAGAAAUACAACAGCAAAGCUGCUGCACUCUUUAGAGACCAGGUUGCAACUUUAGCAGAGGGUAAGGAGUGGUCCAUUGAGACAUCAACUGCCAGAAACUGGACAUCUCCUCAACCCAAGACCAGCCUUUCAUCCUCUCAUCGCUCUGGAGGACCUGGACAAAGCGGAGCAAAAUCUGGCGACAAAGCUUUUGAAGACUGGUUGAGUGAUGAUGUUAACUCAUAUCAGAGUGGAGGGGGCUAUAGUGGGAAUCAAGAGAAUCGGUAUGUUGGCUUUGGCAACACAGUGACCCCAGAGAAGAAAGAAGAUGACUUCAUCAACAAUGCCAUGACUUCUAUUUAUUCAGGCUGGAGCACUUUCGCUGUUGGAGCUAGCAAGUUUGCUUCCAUCGCUAAAGAUAAUACAUCUAAACUCGCCAACCAAGCAACCUUAAAGGCUGCAGAGUUAGGACAGACAUUAAAUGAGAAUGUUAUCAAACCCACCCAAGACAAGGUAAAAGAUGGCAAAUUUCUAGAUGAAAUGACAGUCGGCAUCUCUGGGCUGGCAACCAAGGUUCAGGGAGCUGGUUCAAAAUUGACUAAUCUCUUCUCGGGAAAACCGGAGGAUGGGUCCACCGGAGAGAGCUACCAGAACAUGGAUGCCUCUGAGGGAUAUCAGGGCAGUUCUAGCCAGCCGGUCUCAAAUGACUUCUGGGAAACCUUUGGCAGCAACAACUCCUUAAAGGCCAAGAAAUCACCCAGCAGUGACAGCUGGACCGUCGCAGAUAAUUCUGCAAAGAAGAGCUCUGACAGUUGGGACAAUUGGGGCUCCGAAGCAGCGUCCAACAACAAACACAGCACAGAGGAGAGCUGGGAAGCCUGGGACAACAACUGGGAGAAAGCAGAUGGUAAGACGAAGAAGAGUCCCACAAAACCUGCUGAGGAAACCUGGGAUAAUGCAGACUGGUAGUGACCUCACAACCAUACAUCUCCUCACCCUUUUCCCCACUCUGGCCUUUUCCCUCGGUUUCUCUCUCUCCCUCCGCUCAUCUCACUGGCACUUUUAGAGAAAGAGCUGCGUCAGCUUAGUUCCGAUAAAUCCAUUCAAAAUAUAUUUAUUAUAAACCCAAGAAACAAUAAAUGAAGCCCAGUUGAGCUCAUUGUUUAAGGAAUAUUCUUAAAAUGUAAAACUUUACUGACUUACAGUCAUGUAUUUUAUUGUAAAUUACCUUCAUCACCAGGAAGAAAGAAUAAAUCAGUGUAGAUAUGCUCAUAACGUUCUGCCUGUUCUCCCCAAGUAUAAUACUCUUAACGGUGAAUAAGCCAGUGUUCAAACUGUAUGGGUUUAAUGAUACUGGUUCUCAAUUCACAUAUAAAAACCAUGCAUGAUGGAGAAAAAAAGAAUCUGUAAAUAUAAAUGAAAUCUUGUUAAUACAGUUUGAUUGACUAAACACUAAUGACAUGAUUUUCUGUUUGUUCAAUCAUUGUGAUUUGUUCUGCCCCUGGACCUUUUGCACAUUUUUUUUCUUACAAAAUUUAUUUUGAAAAGCAUUUUUGAUAAAAUAAGAGCCCUUUCCAUGCUUUAGUCUCAAAGUAUUAUAUUAAAUCGAAGGAACAAACAACCACUGCAACAAAUUGGCUAUCAUUAAUCAAAUCUGUGUGAAUACGUAAAAUCUAAAUUAAAUAAUCAAAUGUGUAAUGAGUUGGAGCUACAGUAUAUUACCUUUGUCGUUUUUUUUGUUUUCAUUUUUUGAGGUGCAAAAAGUCAACGGGUUUAAAAACAAGUGUUGAUACAUUAUCAUGAUUUUAAUUUUAAGAGCAGAAAUUGGACUGGAUGGUUAAAAGUUGAAUUCGAUGUGUCCCAAACAAAUAAAGUUUAUCAACAAUUGCCCCUUUUUAAAUUGUAAAAUGGUUAAGUUGGUGUUCAUUCCGACUACUGACUCAAAAUUGAUGUAUUUAAUUUAACAUCAAUGAGCUGUUGAAACUAAAUUCAAUCGGUUAAUACAAGAUUGUGAUUUUUCCAUCUUCAUCAUCAACGGCGCAAGACCUGUCUGAGACUCCCAUUCAAACAUUCAUUGCAAAGUUAAAAUAUUAUUUUAAGCACAUCCCCAACAUCAUUUUAGGAUUUUUUUUGUUAUGCAACUCAUUAAGUAAUGUUUCUUUAUACUUCAACAUUAAGUAUGUUACCACAUUGUUUUUUACUUUACAGCUUAAUCUAUUAGGGCUGAGAAUUGUCAAGCAAAAAUAUGCCAGAAACCAAUAAAAUAAAUCAAAUUCCGAAGCAUAAAAUGACUUAAUAAUGGCCAAUAAUUAUUGAUCUACUGGUGGAUUUACCUGACCUUGAAUCCGACUGAUACUUUUUGAAUUGAAGCUUUCAAAUUAGAGUUCACAUGGUCAGGAGAAGCUGUAUUCACUCAUUCUCUUAUGAACCUCGCUGAUGAUCAGAAACGGUGACUAAUGCCUCAUAUUUUGAAAGCCACUAGAGCAAUUAUUUAAUCCGUAAUGUUGCAAUUUUAUUUUCUAGAUGCAACAUUUGGUAUUUUAAAAUAAUUUGUCUAAAUAUUAUAUAGAGUUUAUUACAGAUAAUUACACACAAUGGUCUCUCAUUGCAGGGCAAUGUAAUGUACUGUAUGCGAGUGUGGAGGUUGUGUUUCAAUACGUGGACACGGAUGUUAACUGCAUGGUGUUGCCUGUGAGCCUGUAACUUGUGACCUCAACUGAACUGACCGGUUAUUGUAAAAUUCAUCUCGUAGGAAGCAACUCUGUGUUUUUCACAUCUGGGUUAUUGCAGCACCUUGGUCAUUAUGUGUUGUGAGGAUUUGGUGUCACUUGUAUCAACAUCUAAAUUGUGGAGUGAUGUUAAUGAGGCUGAUUAUACGCUGGAUGCUUAGAGGGUCCUAGCUCUCAAACACUUGUUAUGAAUUUAUUCGGCAGCUGCAAUCAUAUUGUAGAUGCAAAUGAAUCUCUAAAACUAAACUGGAAAUAUAAUCAUCAAUGUGAAAUUGGGUAUUUGACAAGCCUAUAGUAUACUUACAAUUCAAACAAGCCAUCAAGGUUUAGAACUUGAAUCAUUUUUGCAGAACCUGAUUUUCCCAUGUGGCCUUUAAUUCCCUAUGGCAUAAGGUGUUGCAAGUUUAUCAUACUGUAAAUGACUGUAAAGUUUAGUUUGCAUGUACAUGUAAUAACCUGCAGAUGCCUGGUCCUCAUAGAAGAUUCAAACCCAUGAAAAUUAACUUGAGUUACAUAAACCUGAACCAACUCCAGGUCUGGGUUUGAUUUUUCUAAAGCAGAAGAUAAAGUUUAUGACUUACAUGAGAAGACAUCCUUGGUUUGCACCUGAUUAUUUGGAGGCUUGGUGUCUGUAAUCAUUGGCCAGUAGUUAAUUAUUAAAUGUUCAUAGAGCAGUCUACCAGUGCAAUAAAGCUGCUGGAGUGUUUGUUAUUAGGCUGUUAAACACUUUACUGUACCUCUGUAGGCAGUACUCAUUGGGCCUCAUGAUAAGUAAAGAUGAUAUUUUAUUAUCGCAGGUUUUAAUGUGGGAAGGCUAUUUCAUGAGAACUUUAUUCCAUGCCCAUUUUCUACCUCUCAAAAGCCUUCAGUUUACGGCAGAGUUUUUUAGCAGGGGAACAUGUUUUGUUUUUUGUUUUCUGAACCUUUCAGCGUUGGUUUUUUUGUGGACCUUAUUCCAUCAGGCUUUGCUGUGUCUCAUCUUGUCUUCGCUGUGGAAGUGUGUUAAAGCAAAGCAACAAAGAUGGGUCUAUAGCCUUGGUGUGUAUCGGUGACAAUGCAAUGAUGUAAAAAAAAAAGAUCACUCCUGGAACAUUGGUGUCGCUGAACCUCUGUAGUCGUAUUCGUGUAUGGUCAUGUGUUGAAAAACCUUAAACAGCUGUGAUGCUUUCACUUGAUGACUGAUGUCAGUUUGCUUGUGUGUCUCUGAUGCAGCGAGGUGUAUAUGAUAGUAAAUAACAUCGAAUAUAUAUCGUUAACCCCCAGCCUUCCCUACUGAAGCUUUAUGUCAGUCCUUUAUUUUUAUUUUUAUUUUAUGAUGGCAUUAAUUCAAAUAUAUAAACUGCCAGAAGAUCAAUGGAAGACUUUGUGCUGUGAUAUCUGAUAUAUAUUUUAACAGCAAUGUGUCUGAAAUCUGUAUAAGAGCUUAUAGUUCUGAAAUACAGUAUCUUUUUAUGGUGAAUGUUUGGGGUUACUGGUAAACAUGAAACACGGAUAAACUGCAGAAUGUGUUAAUGACUGAAAUGCAUCCAAAAGGUCUUGAUAUAAGGUGAUGAUUUUUUUUAAUUUCUUUUUACAUACGCCAAUUCUAAACUUUAACUUUCCAGAGCAGUAGUUUCGCUCAAUGUCUGUGCCUGUCGAACAUUUGAGAUCUGGUAUGUCCGUGUUUGUUGAUGAAACUAUUAUGUCAGAAAUACUAUUUUUGAUGUCAUGCAUGAGAUGUAAUGUGGAGCUAAAUACAUUCAGCAGCUGUUUGAUUUUCAAAAGUUGUUUCCUCAGUGAAUUUAAGUGCAGUUGUCUGCUUGCCCCUACGAGUUCCACCAGCAGCCAUCCCAUGAGGUGAGCCAGUGUUACCUACUCAGUUGAGGCUGUGGAUAUUUUACCUGUGCACAUGGUUUCUGUGUUGAAUAAAAGUGUAUUGUGC